This is a messenger RNA of Mizuhopecten yessoensis (Yesso scallop), 816 nucleotides long. RefSeq lists its product as uncharacterized. The record is from RefSeq and is a predicted model, not a curated record. The transcript has 2 exons. Bases 1 to 816 code for a protein of 271 amino acids. NCBI's taxonomy places the organism in Eukaryota, Metazoa, Mollusca, Bivalvia, Pectinida, Pectinidae.
AUGUUCAACAGUGUGUCCAAAGAGUGUGUAGGCAGUCUGUCAAACGUGAUGUCUCAGAAGUGUGUAGUGUGUAUGUUGAGCAGUGUUUCCCAGGAGUGUGUAGUCAGUAUGUUCAGCAGUAUGUCCCAGGAGUGUGUAGUCAAUAUGUUCAGCAGUGUUUUCAAAGAAUGUGUAGACAGUCUGUCAAGCGUGAUGUCUCAGAAGUGUGUAGUGUGUAUGGUGAGCAGUGUUUCCCAGGAGUGUGUAGUCAGUAUGUUGAGCAGUGUUUCCCAGGAGUGUGUAGUCCGUUUGUUCAGCAGUGUGUCCAAAGAGUGUGUAGACAGUAUGUCAAGCGUGAUGUCUCAGAAGUGUGUAGUGUGUAUGGUGAGCAGUGUUUCCCAGGAGUGUGUAGUCAGUAUGUUCAGCAGUGUGUCCAAGGAGUGUGUAGUCAAGGUUCAACCUACACUUCCUCGGCAGACUGAGGUGGGGCAACAAACACAGAAUGACACAGCUGUCAGGUCGGCCCCUGCGUUUCCUUCUACCAGGGACAUAGCUGCAGAGGUACUGCGUCUUAUGAUGGAGAAUGGUGUGGCCUUCGUUCCACAAGCGCCACAGUCAUCAAAUAUGACGGCUUCACUGAUGCCAUUACCUACACAUUCUGCUACGACCGAAGGUUUGGAGCAACCCUCCUCUACCAAUCAUUCAGUCCACAAAUAUGCCGGCCUCAUGGGAUGUGGAGGACAACAUGUUUUAGCAACGCCUCUGCCUCCCAUCUGCCAACCAGACAACCAUCGCCGACCACUAGGACUAAUCUACAAACAACUUCACCAGUCCUAG